Molecule: messenger RNA, 780 nt
Organism: Vanderwaltozyma polyspora DSM 70294
Lineage: Eukaryota; Fungi; Ascomycota; Saccharomycetes; Saccharomycetales; Saccharomycetaceae
Product: Tkp4 protein
Exons: 1
Coding region: 1-780 (259 amino acids)
Source: RefSeq, a predicted model, not a curated record
AUGAAAACCUUAAAAAAUACAGAUAGUUCAACUGACAAUAGUUAUUUGAAAGAUCAUGUCAUCAUUGAUACCGGAUCUGGAUAUAAUAUAACAAACAGAAAAGAUUGGCUCCUAGAGUAUGGUUCUAUCCAUAAUCCACCAGAAUUACUCGAAGUUGGCGAUGGUGACAGUCCAUUAAAGAUAGUUGGAUUUAGACUAUUACCAGUUAGACUGAAUAAAAACACUAUAGUCGGUACCGGAACUUUCUAUUGUCCAAAUGAGGAUACCACCAUAAUAUCAGCCAAUAAACUCUGGAGAGAUACUGGUUUAAGUUUAAACACUGGAUAUGACAAGUUAGUUGGAAAAGAUUGUGCUUUGAAUACAUUAAAAAUUGAGGAUACCAUAUGGAUACCAUCAAGAGAACUUAUUUAUGCAAGUCAUGAAAAUAAACUUCGAGCUGUAAGACUGCUUAAUAUCAAAAUUAAUAAACCGGACAUUUCCUUGUUAGAAGCCCACCUCCGUUUGAAUCAUUUACCAUCCCAAGUCAUUCAAAAGUCAGUGAAGAACAACUUCUUCUAUGAUGUUAAUGAAAUAAAAGACCAUAAGUCAACCAAAAAUCUUUGGUGUCAGACAUGCAGUGCUGGAAAAAUGACACGACACUUCCAUUAUACUGAUACGAUGAAUCAUUAUUCAAGCAUUAAGGAACCUGGAUCUUCGUGGAGUCUGGAUACAUUUGGUCCAGUCAAACCAACACCUAAAAAUGAUGACAAAUAUAUGCUAGUGAUGAUUGAUAAUGUGUAG